Exophiala mesophila is the source of this 860-nucleotide messenger RNA. RefSeq lists its product as uncharacterized. Gene Ontology annotation, cellular component: kinetochore; nucleoplasm. NCBI's taxonomy places the organism in Eukaryota, Fungi, Ascomycota, Eurotiomycetes, Chaetothyriales, Herpotrichiellaceae. Gene Ontology annotation, biological process: mitotic cell cycle; chromosome segregation; kinetochore assembly. The record is from RefSeq and is a predicted model, not a curated record. Gene Ontology annotation, molecular function: protein heterodimerization activity. Bases 52 to 357 code for a protein of 101 amino acids. The transcript is spliced from 3 exons.
ACGCCCUACACCUCGACCCCGCGUCUUCACCAGGAUUUGUCCAUCUAGCGUAUGAGCCAGCAAAGUCAUAAGUCGAGGCUCAAGGACGACAUCUUUGGCAAGACAUUUUCCAUUUUGAACAUGGCGUCAGUCAAUACCAGGUAUCCCCGAGCAACGAUUCGAAAGAUUGCAAAGGGCCACACCAGGAAGAACGUCAGCAGAAAGACAGACCCUCUGAUUUAUCUCGACUACAUUUUAUUCAUUGAGGAGUUGAUGAAAAACGCAACUCGGAAGGCGACGGAGAGUGGUGAGAAACAUAUCGCAGCCAAGGACAUCAGGAAGGUUACCAUGACAACACUACGGCGAUUCAAAGGUUGAACAGUUGCCCUGGCUUUGAUGUUUUGGAUACCAACGGGAGCGACCAGUUCUCGACAUCUGGCUUCCACUCAUGGUCAGGUUAUCCAUGGGAUUGUCUUUCACCGCCCUAUAGACCACCUGACUCCAUACAACGACCUCUACAUACUCCACCGCAAAUUAAGGGUGCGGAGGGAAAGUGAGACCUCGAUUGGGUCUAUUUUUGCUAGAUAUCCCUACAGAGACACUCUUUGAUCCACUUGGUCGGCGCACGAUAUUGGUCAACAUCUCCCAGCUUCCCUUGACGGCUAGAGAAGAGAGAAUGGAGAUGUAAGGUUUGGCUAUAGAUUGGGGUGGUCUGGUCUCCUCGGUGAGAAGUGAGAUUCUCUACAAGUCAUUCGACCCUUCUUCUGGGUUAGGGAGAAGGCGCGACUCUUGCCUGUCGUGCCUGCCUUACAUAAAAAUACACAUAUGGAGUAGAUUUCUAGGGCUGCGCAUGUGGUCUUCCAACUCUGCUCUAUUGAGGG